CGUCCAGGCACAAACAAUCGAGCGUCUCCUUCCGAAAACAAACGACUUCCGAACUCUUCCGGGUACCUUUGACUUUUCCUCACUUUGAGCUGCAACACUGAUCAAAAAGUUCACUUUUUAGGGUUCAACUUUCACAAAUGAAAGUUUAACUGAAGAACUGAGACGAGAAGAAGAAGAUCUGAAGGAUAGAAGAGGAAGAGAGAGGAGGAGUUUGAGUUUAAAGCUGUGAAGGAUCAAGAUGAUGGAGGAGGUGGAGCAGAAAGAUGCCGUUUGUCCGGCGACCAACGGCACGGAGGAGCCGACCCGUCCAACGGAAACAAACAGCAACUGCAACCACACAGACGACAGCGACGGCUCCUCCUCGCCAGCUGAGGUCACGGUGGAGGUGACCAUGGAAACGGAGCAGAGCGAAGCUUCAGAGCCACCAGUGACACCUCCUCAACAAGGAAGUCAACCUGUAGUCAUUCAUGGCAACAACAAGAACCCGGCCAGCGAGCAGCUGCAGAGAGUCCGAAAGUGGAGCAUCAACACGUAUAAGUGCACCAGGCAGGCUCUGUCAGAGAAGAUGGGUCGUGGGUCUCGUACAGUGGACCUGGAACUGGAGCGUCGCCUCGAGCUGCUCAGAGACGACCGACAGCGCUUCGAGAACAUCACCAAGGUGGCUCAGACGCUGGCCAAUCAGCUCGCUCAGAUCACAGUUACCCAGAAGACACUGGGGGACGCCUUCGGUGAGCUGAAGGUCAAGUCACCACUGCUGAAUGCGGAGUUUGGUCUGAACGCAGACGCUCAGACGUUUCUGUCAAAGAGCGGCGAGACUCUGACGGCCUCUAUCAACGCCUUCACGUUAGACAUGAACACACUGGUUAACAAAACCAUCGAGGACACCAUGAUCAACGCCAAGAAGUACGAGGCUGCCAGGAUCGAGUACGACGCGUACCGGGUCGACCUGGAGGAGCUGAACAUGGGACCACGGGACGCCAACACGCUGCCCAAACUAGAGGCGGCCCAGCAAGAGUUUCAGGGCCAGAAGGAGAGAUUCCAGAAGAUCAGAGAAGACCUGACCGUCAAAGUGAAGCUACUGGAGGAGAACAAGGUGAAAGUCCUCCACAACCAGCUGCUGCUCCUCCACAGCGCCGUCGCCGCUCACAGUUUAUCGUGUCACAGCUUCCUGGAGCAGAACAUCCGACAGGCCGAAGAACAUCUCAACAACAGCGGUGCUAACGCCCCCUCGUGGCUGGAGAGUUGACACAACACCUGAACGUGGUCUGAUCCGGGUCUGAUUGGGGAGUAAUGGACGCUAUGUUGAGAAAAGUAAGGGAGUGUGAAUUUGUGUGAAAUGUGGGAGAGUCUGGGAGGUAGUUUAUUUAUUCAACAGUGGAAGAGUGAGUCGCUUUAGGCGCCCGAUCGUUCGCUUCAUAAACAGAAAACAUGCUAGAAGUGAUCUAGGAUGCUGAACCGGGUUCUCUUGGUUCUUGAGGUUCCUUCUGAAUCCUUAAAAAAGGGAUCAAAUCAAACUCCAGGUCUCAUAAUAUUGUGAAAGUGUGCAGUAAGUCUUGUAACGGUCUUUGUUCUGAACUCUUGAGAUUAAACUCUCGGACAAAAGGCUCUGAAGAAUGAACUCUUUUACGAUAUUAUUCAUACAUUUAAAGACUUACAGCACUUGUGACUUGUGACCUGUUUAACAGAGACACAGUCAUACGUACCCCUCCUGGUUCUCUUGCCUCUGUCUCGCUGUGUUGGGGAGUAAAUCCAUCUAAUCCUUUGUGAGGCACUAAGCCGUUCUUUGAACUUUUAAAAAUCCUCUGCAGUCAGAAACUCACAGCGACAAAGUGCCUCGACACCGCUGCUGGAAAACAGCCUCACAGUCCACACGGGGCGGGUUCAGUCUACAGUCUGAACCCGCUUCAGAUCCCUGCAUACAGAGGGUUCGGUGGAUUUAGGGGUGCAGUUUGUGAGGUUUUUGCUUCAGUGUUAAAGAGGCAGGAGUUUUAGAUUUAUCAAACUCAACCAGAAAUGUCACGAUGAGGAGAUAGUUACUAAAAAGAUGAGAAUCUGUCAGGUUAAAUGACACACUUCCUGGAAUCCUAGAAUGAAAUCGUGACAAACCUUCAGCCGCCUGAUCUGGACAUUUAAAAAAACAACAUAUCACCCCUGAAGUUGAAUAAAAAACAGAUCUUGUAGUAUCUUCAAACCAUUUCUUACAAAUGUUGAAAGAUGAAGCAUUAAAGGGAAUCAAACGUCGGCACACGACAACUCAAAGUUCAGGAAAUCGUGUUGGAAAGCCAACGCUACGUACCGCAGGUCAUCAGCGCUGCUCUGAUUGGUCGUCGGUUCUUCACAUUUUCCUGACGUUGUCUUGUUCGUUAGCCGAAUCUUUAUUUAAACCGCUUCCUCGUAGACGUUUAUAUCGCCCGGUGGGGGAACAGUCCAAAGAAGCACAAACUGUCGCUCUACGCCGAUGAUGUUAUCGCGUACGUUGGUGGAGAAACGCCGAUUUUAUGGAGUCUUUCAGACACGAUAAACGUUAAAUAGUUUAUAUGUCGUCAUGCACGAAUCAAAUCACACUUUGAUAUGAGACUGAACUUUCUGUUUGAUGGUUUUCUACUACUUCACAGUAAAGGCCAAAUUCCACCAGAUCCGUGUCCGGUCUGUCUCCCAUCCGUCACGGCACCGGAUCUGAUCGGUUUCUAUUCUAGUCAAUGUGUUAACUUCCACUGGAUCCACUCCGUUGUAUUCCGGCUGCGUCUCUGAUCCAGCAGGUUGGAGUCCUCCGGAUCAGAUACGCAAGACUUCUAUUUUUGCCGGAUGCCGAAGCACGACGCAUUAAUUCAGCACAGAGCAGAUGGAGCGGGACAGGAAGUCAGGUUUCACCAAAACUAAAUAAAAACCUGAUUAAUUUUCAGAAUAAAAGACUCUGUGUUAUCACCAGAUCGUAUUUAACUUCACUAUGACAAAAAAACAUGUCAUUUUGAGUGGAGCCAGGCCUGGAGUCAACAGGUCAGAGGUUUUCAGAGGACCAGAAAGACAACAUGGAUGAGGAGAGGAGGAGGAGGAGAAUCCUUGAUUUAGUGAUUGCCGCGGGAAAACCUUGGUCACAUGACUCCAGCUGUCUGGCGGUCCUAGUGUUAGGGGGUUAGGGUUAGGGUUUAGGGUUAGGGUUAUGCUGAAGAUGCAACCGGAUGGUGUUGAAGGACGAGAGAGCACAGAGCCGGACCGCAGCGGAUCUGGUGGAAGUCCCUUGUAAGAAGUAUGAGUCUUGAGGGUUUGUUUCCCGAGCAACAAGAGAGUUCAGAAGUUAAACUUUUCAUACACUACAGACACUUCUCCACUUGGUUUCCUACGUUAACUUUCUGUCACUGUUUUUGUGCGAUGUUGUUGAGUUGAGAACAGAAUAAACUUUCUGCCAUGUCUCUGUUUUUUCCACCUUAACACCAGAUAUUUGGUGAUUCUUCAUUUUAUCCUGUCAAAAAUUUGUGGUGUCUAUCGCAACAGCAAAGAUAUUGUGAUGCGUGCAGUUCAGCUUUUUGUCCGGUCUAUGUCUGAAAGAUUACUUGUUGAAUUUUGGGAAAGUUGCUCUUUUUUUAACUUUGUCCAAAUAAUCUUCUUCCUUUUUAAUAUUUCCUGUGAUUCCGUUCUGUUGAAAUAUUCUUUGUGUUAAUGAACCUCAUGAUAUGAUAAUGAUUUCCGUGCAAUAAUAUCUCCAAACUUUAACAUUACCAAAUCAUAUCUAUGUAGACUGAUGACGACUGUUUACGCCCGUCCUUCAAAAACAGAAAUAUCAAACCUGACGUAUAAAAGAAUAUAAAAGAGAAAUGACGCUGAAUUAAAAUGUUGAAUGAAAAAUGUUCUGGGGCGACAGUUAACUGUAACAUUUAAUAUUUUACCUUCAAGUCCUGUGGUUUUUUUUUUGUUUUGUUUAUGUUUGUAUUUUGUUGUUUGGAUCUUGAAGUUGAUUUAGGGUAUGACAUUUUUCGACUUUGCAAACUGUGAAGAAAUCUGAACUCCUGGGCCGCUCGCCGACUUUCAGACCGGACUGAUCGACAAAACAGAAAAAAGAAAAACAAGAAAUGGAAUAAAAGCCAGAAAAUCAACAGGGUUACGAUUUUUUCUGCUUUUGUUAAUCUUGUUGAAAUCUCUUUAAUAAAUUAGCAUUGUAGUCUUUCUUUGUGAUCUUUGACUGUCACGCACACACCGACUGAAAAACAACAAAAUACCAGAGCAGACUGACCGCAUGAACGACCAAAUCUCUUUGUGUUUUUACAUUGUAUUUGAGUCGUUGAUGACAAAAAGGGACCAAAUGUAAAUAAAUACCAAAUAUUUUAAUCUUGUUGAAAAUGUUUGUGAUGUUAAACUGCCAAAUAAAAAUAUUGAGAGCUAAA
This is a messenger RNA of Notolabrus celidotus (New Zealand spotty), 4379 nucleotides long. Its product is annotated as arfaptin-1-like. The coding region runs from base 239 to 1246 and encodes 335 amino acids. Gene Ontology annotation, cellular component: trans-Golgi network membrane. Gene Ontology annotation, biological process: intracellular protein transport; regulation of Arp2/3 complex-mediated actin nucleation. Lineage: Eukaryota; Metazoa; Chordata; Actinopteri; Labriformes; Labridae. The record is from RefSeq and is a predicted model, not a curated record. Gene Ontology annotation, molecular function: phospholipid binding; protein domain specific binding. The transcript is spliced from 8 exons.